AUGACAUCUAUUACUCAGCUACUUUCCCCGUGGCCGGUCUCUAAGCAUUCAAUAGUCCUGCGCGAACAACACUAUCCUCCACCACCUCAAUCAUCCAUCCUGCCGGACCACCUGGACAGCAUGCCACAGCACCAUCCCUCACCUCCACAAGAUCCUGCGCACAACGACACCGUGACCGGCAGUGCAGAGAGCGACGGGGGCGAGAACAAUGGCGACGGUCGUAAAGGCUAUGGCAAGCGCGAGCUGAGUACCAGCAAGAGAGCUGCGCAGAACCGAGCCGCCCAAAGGGCUUUUCGACAGCGAAAAGAGGGCUAUAUCAAGAAGCUCGAAGAGCAAGUGCGAGAUUAUCAGGUUUUGAGCGAAAACUUCAAGGCUGUUCAAGCCGAAAACUACCAACUUCGAGACUACAUUAUCAACCUCCAAUCUAGAUUAUUAGAGUCACAAGGCGAAGUACCACCGCCUCCCAGCAAUGUUGACGGACUGCAACCCGGCAAAGUCGGUCCUCAACAACCGGGCACCCUGCCCCGUCUAUCAGAAUUGGGCGCGGUUGGUCAACCGCAGGAUGGUCUCAGUAGCCUGCACCAUGAACCUCAUCGCAGCGGCUAUCCCGACCCCACCUAUUCGGAGUCUCCUGUCGCAAAACGCCCGAGAACAGGUUCAGCUGAGAUGACACCCUCCCAAGCAGCAUUGCAAGGACCGGCCAUUCUGUCGCAGCCGCCUACGGGUGCGCGAUGA
Molecule: messenger RNA, 735 nt
Organism: Fonsecaea nubica
Lineage: Eukaryota; Fungi; Ascomycota; Eurotiomycetes; Chaetothyriales; Herpotrichiellaceae
Exons: 2
Coding region: 1-735 (244 amino acids)
Cellular component (GO): RNA polymerase II transcription regulator complex
Molecular function (GO): DNA-binding transcription activator activity, RNA polymerase II-specific; transcription cis-regulatory region binding
Source: RefSeq, a predicted model, not a curated record